This is a messenger RNA of Marchantia polymorpha subsp. ruderalis, 2498 nucleotides long. The record is from the annotation of a GenBank genome assembly. NCBI's taxonomy places the organism in Eukaryota, Viridiplantae, Streptophyta, Marchantiopsida, Marchantiales, Marchantiaceae.
CCUGCUGGCUCAGAAGCACCUGAGCUUAUGAGUAAGCUCGCAGGCUCAUGAGCCGACAGUUCUGGUUAAAAUACUGUUAAACUUUCGGAGAAAGUCCGCCCCAUCUGGCCUCGAUCGAGCUAGCACAUUCAUCGGUGGGGGGAAGCUGUCAGCCAUCGCAUCUCAUCUCGUCUCUCAUCUCCAUAUAGGCUCAAUUGUGGCUCAUCUCUCUCCCUCCCCUCUUGUUGCUAAUGAGAGCUGGGGCUGCACCUGUCAACCUUUGGUGUACAAAAGUUUUUUCUGGGUUCCAGAUCCACCGAACUGGAUCUCAAUCCAGGCGCUUGUAUCGACAUUUUCGGACCUUUAUGACCGGACUGGUCUAUGUCGAAAUCUUUCGAUCAUCUGGAGAAAUUUCGACAAAAAGAGACGGAGCUCCCCUCUCUCGUUCAUGAGCUCUGCGCCGGAUCCUUAUUUUGGAUUGAGAUUCUCUUAGGAGGUGAGGAGAUCUAGAGGACCUCGGUCCGCUAGGUUGAAGCUUUGUGAGAAGAAUCCCGGAGGAAAAAAACACUACCGCUAGGCAUGAUUUGUGCCAAUCCACAGAACCAGCAGGCAGGCAGGCAGACAUAGAGAUCAGGAACAGGUUUACAGUCAGCCCAUCGCAGAGCAGAAGACAGGAGAGCGGAGAUGGGGAGGUAUCAGAGGGAUAUCUCGGAGCUAGGCCCCUUGAGCAUCAUCCGGGAGACGGUUAUCAUGUGCUACGACAACGCUGCGACGCUGGUGUGGAUUCAAGUGACAAUGGUGCUACCGACGAUGAUUGCAAUCAUGGGAUCUCAGCAGCUUCUGGACCUGGCGACUGAGAAGCUGGCUCCGGCCAUGAGCCCUCCGAAUCCCGCAGACUUUUCGCCUCUCAAGCUCGUCCAACUCAUAGGCGUGUACAUCGCGGUGCUUCUGAUCAACCUGGCCAUUUCCAUCGUGUCCAUCGCUGCCAUCUUCUACACGGUCGGCUGCUCCUACACGGGCAAGAGCGUGACCUUCUCCGAGAUCCUUCGCACCAUGCCCAAGGUCUGGCGACGGCUGCUCAUCACAGGCCUGUGGGGAUUUCUCAUCGCCACCACGGUCAUCCUCAUCAACGCCGUCACGAAUCUGCUGGUCUCCACAUUCCUGUCGUCCAAGCCUUGGAUCGUCAUCCCCGUGAUCCUGCUCAUCACUCUGGCGGUGCUCGUCUUCUCCUUCUACUUCGGCGCCAUCCUCCAGGUGGCCAACGGAGUGACCACUCUGGAGGAGUACUACGGCAUUGCUGCUCUGUCCAAAUCCGAGAAGUUGCUGCGAGGCAAGUGGUGGACUGCGCUGGGCUUGUUCCUCAUUUACACGGUGCCGGUCGGGGCCCUGGCCUACGCGAACGAGUGCGCCAAGAAGUACCUUGACUUGGGCGAGCACGAGUCUCUGAAGAAGCUGCUGAUGCAGGCUCUGUUUAUUCUGAUCAACUCGUUGAUGCUCCAGUGGAGCACUCUGAGCGGAGGCGUGCUGUACGUGGCUUGCAAGGCCUUCCACCACGAGAGCAUCGUCCUGUACGUGUCCCUGGACACCUCGCAUUUCGAGCGCAUGUCCCAAUCGACUUCGAAUCCCAACUUGGAAAGGGAAAUCGGCGGCUAUUUUGAGCCCAGGCCGUCCUUUGGUCGAGCUGCAUUCAAUGGGGAGCAAUUGAAAGACGAGCUCGAAGCAGUUCUCAGCAGAGCAGGACCCUACCGGAAGGCCGACACCUCGAGUCCCAGACACAGCUUCAGUUCUGUGGACGAGCUGGAGAUCAGUGUCGAGGAAUACCCACCUGAACUCUCGAGGUCCAGGAGGUCCAGAGGGAAGGGUCCGCUGCAUAAUACGUUGGUCUAGACGAGAUGGUACUGUCAUCAUUCAGUCAUCAAGUUGUGUUUGGAAAAGUCCUUGGUUUCGGGAUCGCCACCGUGGUCGUGUAAAUGUGGUAGAAUAGUAGUUGUAAGAAAAAGGUUGUAGGUUGAGGUACUAGUCCAAAGUGUGAAUAAGUAGACAAGUCUCCGAAUACGGUCGCUGCAGAAAUUGUUCAUAGUAUAUAUUGCAGAACACUUUAGUUCUUCUAGUUUUGCAAGCCAGCGAGCGAGAAACUCAGCAGCACCGACUGACUGUAUGGCUAGCAACACAUGCUUGAGAUAGAACCCAUGAAUGUUACGUGUACAGAACAUGGAAGUCGAGUGCCGGUCUCUGUCAUGAUUGUUAGCUGUGCAGCAUUUGGAGGGAGGGAAGGAGGGACGGAGGGUAGUGCAGAGGAGCAGAGCAGAACAGAACAGAACAGAACUGAAGGAAAGUUUGUUGGAGCUUAACUCAACAAGCGGAAUGAAAUGCACAUUCUUUGAUUGGGGAUGGAUAUUUUUACAGGGACCACUUGUCCAAUAUGCAAACGGCUUGAGAAUAAGAAAAUGCAUAGAAGCCUCAAACAUCACGAUGUUCACAAUGCGCACUACUCUGAAAUUUGUAUCUAGUGUAGGAAA